UCUUUUUGCCUUUCUCUUUCCAAGUGUACUCGAGUAUACGAAUGCUUGUUUCGUUUCGAACCAUUUCGAACUAAAGAAAUAUAACGCGGUGACAAUAAAGAGAACAUGUUUUGCGGUUAUUCUCGGACGCGAACGCUCGAUCUCUCUCCUCUAGUCUCGUUUCGGUUAUAACCUCUUUGUCGAAGCUCCACGCUAAGGAGCGAUCUCGAAAAAGUAUUUCACUGCUAUUUUAUUAGCAGAGUAAGUGUAUAUACUCGAGCUAAUAAAGAGGAAAAGCUAAUCUAAAGUGAACAUAACUUUUAUUAAGAAGACACGACAAAACAGUCUGGAAGAUUAUAGCUGUACAUACACGUACAAAAUGGGUGCUACGUAAUUUAACGUAAGGUUAAAGCUGCGGUCCUCUUCAACUGGAGUGGACAUUUAGAAAGAAAGAUUGCCAUUGUUAUUGCAAUAUGCAUCCCCGACUCUUGUUGAACUUUUGCGAACGAUCUUUACACCGCGUUUCGUGCGGCGUUAGACUGAAUGUUAAAAGAUUGAGCCACGUUGCGGGCAAUGAUGAGAAGCGGCAGGCUGCUCCAGCAAGCUCCGGCAAGGAAAUUGCCUCCGCGAGGUUUCCCGAGUACAAAGUUAUCUAUAUGCUUCCCUUCAUCAGACAAGCUUCCAACAUAAACGUUGUGAAGUACCGAUGUACUUUACUCGUUGGCGCAGCUACGCCUGCGAUCGUUGGGCUUUGCCUAACUGGUAUCCUGUCUCUCGACACCACUCUCGCAUCAAUAACAUCUGGAGCUUUACUGACAGCAUGGCUGCACACCAUUGGAAUUCUGUGCAACAACCUCGUAGGAUACGUGUACUUGAAACUGGAUGAAGAAAAGGCGAUAUUAUCUUACAUAGACUAUUGGGGAAAGAGGAUAGACUUGGAAAUAUCUGCCAAUGAAAUCUUGCCUGUAUCAGAUAAUCCGAUCAGAAUCACCGAUGCCCUGUAUAGAAAAAUAAUAUUCCCCUCGCGAAACCAGAGCUUAAAGAUAAAUAUUAAGUUCGGGCGGAUAAUCGACGAAGAAAACUUUAGGUGUAUUCUGGGAAUGCCCUGAUGGAAAUAUUUUAAUGGAGAUAAAAGCUUUCGAAAAAUUUACUGGAUACAUCUA
Molecule: messenger RNA, 1142 nt
Organism: Vollenhovia emeryi
Lineage: Eukaryota; Metazoa; Arthropoda; Insecta; Hymenoptera; Formicidae
Product: transmembrane protein 186
Exons: 2
Coding region: 453-1088 (211 amino acids)
Cellular component (GO): mitochondrion
Source: RefSeq, a predicted model, not a curated record